ACAAAUAUUUUACCGGGGCACUUUCUUAGCAUCAUGCUUUCCUUGGGUUGAUGUCGGCCUGCUAUAGGUACUGCCCCCAUUCGCACAACAUUCCCAUGUGAAUAGGAAACCUAGCAAAGAUGGGACUGUAAUGCGAAUAGCAAAUAUUUGUCCAUGUGUAAUGGAUCCUUAAUAGAUCACAUUUUUGAACGAUUGAUCAUCUUUUCCACCAUAGAGCGCACUACAACAAAACAAAAACACCACCCAUUAUCGUGAUGGAUUUGAUGUGUCUCGUGCGACCCUUCAUACGGGUCGACAAACCAGGUCUCAUAUGCGGUGGUCGUUUCAACGAGAUGUCACGCCACAUGGACACCUUCUUCAGCGAAUUGGUGAACCUCGGCGUAAAGCUGCAUUUCUUCUGUGACGGCCCAGUUCGGAUGAUGAGCCCGGAGGCCUGGUGUAAAAGAGCGGACGACCGCUAUUGGGACAUGAUCGAGCUGAUGGACGCCAUCGACAAUGGAGAUGAUAUGGAGACCCUUAGCAGCGCAUAUAAACUGCCUUUUCACUACGUAUCUACGGUGGAACAAUCGGCAAUGAGACAUGGGGAAUAUCACUGGGCAACUGCCAGAGAAUGUGACCAGGAAAUGGCCGCAUUCGCGAACGAAACUGGAGCACUGGCCAUCAUGACGGACGACUCAGACAUGCUCAUCUAUGAAGGCUCGUGGCGAUUUUGGUGUGUCCAGGAACUGUCGGUCACGAAAUUUACUAUGAUGGAGUAUGACCGUGUAGCAUUGAGGGCACACCUUGGACUGGAUGCCGCCCAAAUGCCUUUGCUCGCAACACUAGUGGGAAACGAUUUGGUUGAUUCCAAAGCACUUGGAAACUUUCACCACCGUAUUGGCCGCCAUAGUAAUGGACACCGUGGAACGAACAAUAUCUCCAACGUAGCCAGGUUCAUAAGAGAGCACGCGGAUCUAACAGACGAACGAAUUCUCAUCGAAGCACUUGAAUUCUGCGUUAACAGACGGGUUCUCAUGGAACGUUUUCGAGAGAGUUUGGGAUGUUAUCGAAUGAACUAUCGAGCAUUCAACGAGAGAUACCAGCACGAUCCCAUCGAAUCGAUUUUAUUGUCGCGAAAAGUUUCGCUAUUUUACCAGAUGUGGCAUGUGAGUAACAUCGGAUGUCCCACCAACAUGAUCGAUCUCCGGGAGGAACUGCUCGGUCAGGCAGUUUUACGACUCAAGUUAUCUCUGAUUAUCCGUAUGGGAGGAGUCAUUCUUUACCAAAGGCAAAUGCAACGGCGAAUGGUCGAUUAUUCCGAGUGCCACAUCAUGACCAAGCUGCAACACACUGCAGAGUAUACAGUACAUCACUACAGUGUUGAAUUCCCGGAUCGCGUGCAGCCACCUUCUCUGGAGGAACUGCUUUCGAAUGAUCCAGUGUCACAACAAGACCUCCUGCAUGUUAAACAUAACCUACUGUCUUGGAUCGUUUCCGACCGUCUUGACCAUUCCCGCCUGGAAGCGGUCCCUCCCUCGUUGCAGACCACCGUACUCACCCUGUACUGCCUUGUGGAAAGACGCAUACUCAAGCUAUUCGAGGCCGAUCUGCUACUUCGGGUAGCAUACGAUGUGGCGUUCGACAGAUACGAGCCAGAAACGAUUCCCUAUCCACGAACUGUGGCCAGCCGGCCCUUCCGGGUUGCGUUCGUUUUCCAAGCGGUUUACAGUCUGAUUGCCGAGGCCUACAUCCUUGUUGGCUUAAGCAAUGAUCUCUUGAAAGCUCCACCGUUGUUUGAUGGAGUGCUCUUCCACAAUCGAUACGCCGAUUGGCAGAAUGGCCUGGAUCCGCUGCUCAUGGACGGAAUUGAGCAACUGCGAAUUUACUCAUCGAUUGCUGAACGUGAGGAAGCUUGAUAAAUAAGACCAGUGAAAGAAAUCACAUUUUAACUCGUGAAAACUGUUAUGUUCAUUUUAACCAUAUGAUAACGUUUAUGUAACAAUAAAGCAACUACUGAAUUUGAGAGAAAAGUCUUAUAUAAAUCUCGUUACCUACGACU
Molecule: messenger RNA, 2038 nt
Organism: Aedes albopictus (Asian tiger mosquito)
Lineage: Eukaryota; Metazoa; Arthropoda; Insecta; Diptera; Culicidae
Exons: 2
Coding region: 255-1895 (546 amino acids)
Cellular component (GO): nucleus
Source: RefSeq, a predicted model, not a curated record